AAAUUAUUAUAGAUUGCUUAUAUUAGGGCUUAUUGCUAUUACAAAGGGACUCUCUCUAGUCUCUACUUUGAAGGUAAUUUAUUCUCAUUUCUCUUUCCCUCUUACAACAAAGAAACAGCCAUUGCAGUCUUCUGUGAUUCAAAAUCUGAAUGCCUUUCAGCUCGUAAACCCUAAACCCUAAAUUAUUAUUUUUACUAGCCAAUAAUGGAAUCAGAAGAGCAAAAUUCAACAACACCAAUGGCAACAGAAGUAUCAUCAAAUGCUCCAAUUCCGGCAAUCACUCCAGUAGUAACAUCCUUCAUUCCUCCAAUAGCACCGCUCCCAAUGCGACCACCUCAAAACGGAGUAGAAUCAGCAACAACAAUGGACGAUGACUCAGAUUCAGACGAGGAGUACGACGCCACUAUUACUACUACUGCUACUGCUACUGCUAAUGAAUACAUUGAAUCCGAAACGAGCAGACAGCAAAGAGAGCGGCAGCAAAAGGCUCUACAAGACCUCAUGAUGAAAAGACGUGCUGCUGCAUUAGCUGUGCCUACAAAUGACAAGGCAGUCCGCGCGCGUCUCCGAAGACUAGGCGAGCCCAUAACCUUGUUUGGCGAAAGGGAGAUGGAGAGGCGUGAUAGAUUGCGGAUGUUGAUGGCGAAAUUGGACUCUGAGGGUCAGUUAGAGAAGCUGAUGAUUGCUCAUGAGGAGGAUGUAGCUAGUGCUACUGCUGGUGUGAUGGAAGAUGGUGAGGAUGAGGUUUUGGAGUAUCCUUUUUAUACUGAGGGGUCUAAAGAGUUGUUGAAUGCGAGAAUUGAUAUCGCCAAAUAUUCUGUUGUUAAGGCCAGUUUGAGGAUUCAGCGUGCUAGGAGGAAAAGGGAUGAUCCUGAUGAAGAUGUGGAUUCAGAGAUUGAUUGGGUUUUGGAACAGGCUGGAAGCUUUGUUCUUGAUUCUAGUGAAAUUGGUGAUGAUAGGCCACUUUCUGGUUGUUCGUUUUCAAAUGAUGGACAAUUGCUUGCUACUUGUGCUUUAACUGGAGUUGCCAAAAUAUGGAGCAUGCCACAAGUAAGGAAGGUUUCUACCUUGAAGGGACACACAGAGCGUGCAACCGACAUUGUAUUUUCUCCUGUGCACAACAACCAUUUAGCAACAGCCUCUGCUGACCGAACUGCAAAGUUGUGGAACACUGAUGGUCUUGUCCUUGGGACUUUUCAUGGCCAUCUUGAUCGUCUUGCGCGCAUUGCUUUCCAUCCAUCAGGAAAGUACUUGGGAACUACAAGCUUUGACAAGACAUGGAGACUGUGGGAUGUUGAUACAGGUGCCGAGUUGCUUCUUCAAGAAGGUCACAGCCGGAGUGUCUAUGGGUUAGCCUUCCACCAUGAUGGCUCAUUAGCAGGAUCUUGCGGAUUGGAUGCACUUGCACGAGUGUGGGACCUUCGCACUGGAAGAAGUGUUCUUGCCUUGGAAGGCCAUGUCAAGCCGGUACUUGGUAUCAGUUUUUCACCAAAUGGAUAUCAUUUGGCGACUGGGGGUGAAGAUAAUACUUGUCGGAUAUGGGAUUUAAGGAAGAAAAAAUCAUUAUAUAUCAUACCAGCACACUCAAAUCUCAUAUCACAAGUGAAAUUUGAGCCUCAGGAGGGUUACUGCCUGGUCACAGCAUCUUAUGACAUGACUGCAAAGGUCUGGUCCAGCCGAGAUUUUAAGCCUGUCAAGACAUUGUUAGGGCAUGAAUCAAAAGUUACCUCUUUGGAUAUUGGUGCAGAUGGGUGCUAUAUUGCAACAGUCUCUCAUGACCGAACCAUCAAGUUGUGGUGCAGCAGCAGUAAAAAGGAGGUUAUGGAUGUAGAUUAAAUUGCCUUGAACUCCCUGUCAUGAGAAAAGAAAAGAUGUUGGCAGUCCUAAGAAUUAAUCGAUUGAGCAUCAUCUAUCGUCCUCACUUUGCUUUGACUGUGAUACUAAAAAAAUCCUUGUAUUACUAGCCACAGAAGUGAGAGAUGAGUGCUAAUUGCAGCUGUAAAACCCUUGUAUCUGAAAUCUGUAAUGUGCAAUAUUCCUGUCUCGUUCUAUUGAUAAAAGGAGAGGGAAAUGAUAUCACUUGAUUCGAUGAGGAA
Messenger RNA from Ricinus communis (castor bean), 2096 nucleotides. Its product is annotated as U4/U6 small nuclear ribonucleoprotein PRP4-like protein. Gene Ontology annotation, cellular component: U4/U6 x U5 tri-snRNP complex. Bases 205 to 1836 code for a protein of 543 amino acids. The record is from RefSeq and is a predicted model, not a curated record. Gene Ontology annotation, molecular function: U4 snRNA binding; U6 snRNA binding; protein binding. The transcript has 5 exons. NCBI's taxonomy places the organism in Eukaryota, Viridiplantae, Streptophyta, Magnoliopsida, Malpighiales, Euphorbiaceae. Gene Ontology annotation, biological process: mRNA splicing, via spliceosome.